Messenger RNA from Equus quagga, 3498 nucleotides. It is a transcript of the gene RBBP8NL, whose product is annotated as RBBP8 N-terminal like. Lineage: Eukaryota; Metazoa; Chordata; Mammalia; Perissodactyla; Equidae. Gene Ontology annotation, biological process: double-strand break repair via homologous recombination; DNA double-strand break processing involved in repair via single-strand annealing. The record is from RefSeq and is a predicted model, not a curated record. Bases 188 to 2170 code for a protein of 660 amino acids. Gene Ontology annotation, molecular function: single-stranded DNA binding; damaged DNA binding; double-strand/single-strand DNA junction binding. Gene Ontology annotation, cellular component: site of double-strand break. The transcript is spliced from 14 exons.
GCCUCUGCAAGUUCACACACUGCUGGCUUCUAUCUCUCUUGGGCGAGCAGGAGCGUCCGGCUCAGCACGGAGGUCGUGGAGGUCGACGCGGGUGAGGGGCCAUGCUAGAAGCAGAGGGCUGGUAGAGGCCGAGGGGCUGUCCCACACCCUGAGCAGAGAGGAGCCUGGGCCGGGGCCCUGGGAAGCCAUGGAGAGCUUCGUGGAGUCUCUAAACAGGCUGAAGGACAUCCAUGAGAACGAGGUCCUGGGCCUGCAGAACAAGCUUCUGGAACUGAACUCAGAGAGGUGCCGGGACGCCCAGAGGGUGGAGGAGCUCUGUGCCAAGAACCACCAGCUCAGGGAGCAGCAGAAGGCGCUGAAGGAGAACGUGCGGGUGCUGGAGAACAGGCUGCGGGCCGGCCUGUGCGACCGCUGCAUGGUCACCCAGGAGCUGGCUAGGAAGAAGCAGCAGGAGUUUGAGAACUCACUUCUCCAGAACCUGCAGCAUGUCUUCAUCCUCACCAACGAGCUGAGCCGGCUGCAGGAGGAGAAUGAGGCCUUGAAGGAGGAGGUGAAGCGGCUCCAGGGCCCUGGAGACAGGCCCAAAUCCCAGGGCACGGAAGGCGCCUCGGAUCCCCCCUCACCCCUGCGGCUCCCCUCCCUGGGCACCCAGAAGGCCGUCACUGAGAAGCCACCAGGAGGCCACAAGGAGGCCGAGGACGACCACCUAGAAAAGUCUCUGGGGUACGGGACGUCUCCAGUGGCCAAAAUCUCCCCGGGGGCCAACCUGCCUGAGCCACGGGCCCCAGACAUGAGCCCCCAGCGCAUCUCCAACCAGCUGCAUGGGACCAUUGCCGUGGUGCGGCCGGGGUCCCGGGCCUGCUCUGCUGACCAGGGCUCUGCCAAUGAGACACCCCCACUGCCACCUGCCAGAUGUAGCCCACCCAGCCCACCUUGCCCACCUUACGAGAACAGCCUCCCCCUGGACAGCCUCCUGCGGGCUUCCCAGCCCUCCGCCGUGACCUAUGAGUCCCUGAAGCGCUCCCUCCAGGCUGACCGCCUCUGCCUCCUGAACCACCACCUGUCCCUGCACCUUCGGAGGCCCCACAGCAGCCCCCAGGCCUCUGCCACAGCCCCCGGUGGACCCUGGCCCCAAGGCCUGAAGGCCGGGGAGGCAGAGGCCUGGGAGGAGCCGGCCAGCCUCCUGGGCCUGCCGGGCACCCUGGUGGACGUCAGGGACCCGCGGCUAGAGGGGGCACUGCAUCUGCUCCUGGCCCAGCAGUUGCGGGCACGGGGGCGGGUGGGUGGUGCCAGGCUGAGGGGCCUGCCCACCCCAGGCAGGACACCACCUUCCCCAUCAGCGGGCUCUGACUCCGAGGUCCCCCAGGGCCCUGAGGGCAAGGCAGCUGGGGCAGCCCUGCUCAGAGGGCAGCACACACAGCCCACAGCCCCGGGAAGUCCUAGGAGGAAGGAGGCCAUAGCCCCACAGGACUAUGUCCCAGACAAGCCCCUGGACCUCUCAGAGAGGGGCCGGGGCAGGGAUGCCUCCAAGCCCACUGGCCAGCUGGGGUUGCUCAGCCCAACUGCCCACACGCCCAGCCCCACGCUGCCCCAGGGAGCGGAGCCACCUGUCCAGUCUGGGCCCCAGGGACUCAGCAAUGGCACCAAGGAACCCAGAGCACCAGACCCAGGAGAGCACCCCACACCCUCGGACCCCCCACAUCCUCUCCCAGGGCCCCAGCCCAGCCUGCCCUCUUCAGGCCGGAUGGGAGAUGAGGCCAGAGGGAGGCUAAAACUGCCCUCCUGCCUGCAGACGCCUGAUGCUGAUGGCCACCCAGAUAAAGGGCUCAGCCAGGCUGAAGCACAGCGGCCAGAGGCAGACGACCAGGAUAAGCCAGACACCUCAGACAGAGAGGUGGGCCUGAGCUCCGAGUCGGGGGCCACGCCAAGCACGCCAGAGGAGGGCCCCAUGUGCUUCUGCUCCAAGGAACGCAGGCGGGGCCUGCAGCAGAAGAGGAAGCAGGCCCUGGACUCAGACCCAGCAGACCUGUGGGGCGAAGCCUCCAAGAAGCUGUCCCGAGGGAGAAGGAACCCAGGGGAGCCCCUGAUGGCGGCCGAGGAGCCCAGGGGCCUGAGGGACCCAGAGGACAGCAGCCCCUCACCCAGCAACAGCAGCUGGGAGGAGACCUAGCAGGCUGUGCCCGGGGUACCACAGCCUGCCCAAAUGCACUCCCCACCUGACUGCCCAUGGCCAGGACAGCCCACACCACCAGCUCAGCAGCAGCCUAGCACGGGCAAGGGGACUAGGUCCUGGCCCAUGUGCAGAGGGGCUGGGAAGGCUGAGAGGGGGUCUUUGUCUUGUCUUUCAAACCCCUCCAUCUUAAUCCACCUCAGAAAUAACCCUGCCGUCCUACCCUCACCCCAACAUCUGCUCCCUUGGGGAGAGUGGGGGUCCGGGAGGCAUGGGAGGCAGAAAUCGCUCAGGCUCCAGCCCAGCCCUCACCUCCGCUGUGCACAAGCAGCCCCUCCCAGGCUGUGCCCCCUAACUCCUACUGCCCCAGAUUCCUCUGGCAUCGCAGACUCCCCGGGCCCUGCACGCCUGGCCCCCCCUUUCCUAAUGGGGCAUGGAGCUCCGAGAGGCGGUCUUGGGCGCCCCCUCGUGGAAUCCCACACACAGGCACUGGGUGGCAAGUGCAGGGGAGGCUGGAGGGCAGUGGUGCAGUGGAGAGGGUCCCCAGGGUGCUCAGGAGACAAAGCUGUAAAGAAGGAUGGCGUAUGCAGUUGGCAGGGUCGGGGGUCAGCCAGGCCUCCACCUGCCUGGGCAGGUGACUCGAGAGGCUCUUGAAUGCGUCCAGAGACGGGGAGGUCACUCCAUUGCAGGAGGACAGGAUCAAAACCAGCCCCAUUUGCAGAGUUACAGGGACCAGGGUGCCCCCGAGGAGGGACUUGGGGGGGCAACAGAACAGAGAAUGAGCACCAGCAUACGGGACCACACACAGAGCCCCCUCCUCACUGACACUCCUGAGUCCUCAGCUGCACGUCUGCCACUGACCAGUUAGCCAUCUGCAUGACCACAUGGCAGCUCAGAAUCUACCCUCAGCACUUGGGGAUAUUCUGACACUUUAGGAGGGCAUGUCUCGAGUGCCUCCGUGGGAGGAAUGUAAACAGGUUCCUGGGCCCCACCCCAGACCCACUUGAGCCUGGGAAUCUGUAUUUUAAGAAGCUCCCAGGGGCAAUUCCCCUGGACAUGAAGUUUGAGAACUGCUCCUUGCAGGGCAAAGGUAGGACAUGGGGCAAUGACUGGGCUGGGUGAGGCCUGGAGCAAACUGGGAGUGCAGGCCUGACUAAGGAGAGCAAUGGUCCCCCGCUUGCUCACUGCAGCCUGUCUGCCUGCUGGCUCGAGGGGCCAGAGGGACUAAAUUCCCAAGAGAGAAGUGUAGGGGUGUGUGUGCAUGUGAAACUUCCCAGCUGUUAACAGUUGCUUUGAUUUUUCCGAAAUCAAAUAAAACAGAACCUGUG